ACUCUGAGGCCAGCCAGAGGUGAUAUUUGCCGGUUCUCUGAACUACUCAAAAUUUCCGCUACCGGUUCUCCAGAACCUGUCAGAACCUGCUGGAUUUCACCCCUGCUUCCACACGAUAUAAGGGUCCUUGGAGGUAACACAGAGUAUGGAUGAUGACCCUCUACUUGAUGCACCACUUCUUCCACGCCAUACAUUACAUUCCAGGCUUCAUCCAGAGUUCCAUGCUAUACCUACAGUCUUUGUUGCCAAUGUUUUGUUGCUUUUGCAUGUUACUUUCGUUGUGUUGGCAUUUGUGACAGGCGUGAUUUGUUCUUAUGCUGAUUCAAGUGAAGACACGUGCCCUGAAAACUACACUUAUCCUUUGAAAGUGCAGACUACUAUAACGAUUGCUAAGGUAAUUCUCUGGAUGCUUCAUCUGUUCCUGGAACGAUACAUUCACUUUCAUCACAGCAAAGCUAGAAGCAAAGGUUACCUCCACAUCUACCGAACCACAAGACAUCUUAAAAGGGUUCCCCUACUAAUUCAGUCAACAGGAAAUGUGGCUUUACUGCUGAUAGUAUCACUUCAACAUUCGUUUCCUAAUCACAAUAAAAUGUAUCUCUGCUUCAUGCUGGGAAUCUUGGCUCUGGAAUUGAUAUGUUCAUUGAUAUGUCUGGUUAUCUACACAGUGAAGGUAAGCAACUUUAAUCGAGCAAAGCCAAGACCUGAUAUAAUAGAAGAAGAGAAGAUGUAUUCUUAUCCUAAUCAAGUUACCUCAGAAGUUGGAUUCAGAGAAAUCUCAAGUUUGGAAGAAGUAGUUGAAAAACAAGGUGAUAUGAUUGAAUACCUUCAGCGGCACAAUGCCCUGCUUAGCAAGAGACUAUUGGCAUUAAUGUCCGAGCAGAACAGAAGCUAGUGGUAUUCAAGACAGCAAUGUAGAAGAAAAACAUCUCCAGUACUGAUUUAUUCUCUGAAAUGCAAGUUGUACUGAAAAACUCCAGUCCAAGUUUUGAAUAGCAGUUGGGCCACUUCUGGAUCACUGGAAAAGCUUCUUUUUAAAAAGGAUAUAUAUUUUUAAAUGGUUGUCUUUACUAAAUUUUUUUGCAGUGCAGGAAGCAGACCUUAGAUAGAGAAAAUUUCUCUUUCUAUGUCAGUUACAGAUUGUUCUUCCAAAGUGCCAAAGAUUUCUAUAGUAGUUCAGGAUUCAGUUCUUUUCAAAAAUACAGCAAGGAAAACAUCUUCAUUUAAGUGUCAUUUUUCUUUACAUCUAUAUUAUCAGUUAAACUAUUGGAUACAUUUAUAAAAGAAUAUAUCAGUAUUAGGCUAUUAGUAUCUCUGCUUCAUCAGAGAUGAAUAAAGUUACUAUAGUAAUAGUGAAGAAUCAUCUGGAAACUCUUUAAUACCUUUUUAAAAAAAACUGGAGUCACAGGUUCCAUUUCUGCAAUUAUAGCGAUAACAGAAUAGAAUCCUAAAUGCAAAGGAAUAUCCGAAAGAGGAAAAUGAGAAUAUCCUACAUAAACUGGAAAGACCAUGUGGGUAUAAUAUGGGAAAUAUAAAUUGAGCCUUUUAAAAUCAUGGAUAUCAAAAUAAAGCUAAUAUUGCCUUUCUGCCUUGCUUAUGUGUAUGGGCCAGCAUCUUACAAUCAAAUGAACAAGAAUGGGAAAAAGUGUGAAAAUAUUUUUUAAAUGUGGGGGGAUAGUAACAAGCUGCAUGUAAGUCUUUAUCUCUAUCCUAGAGAUUUAUGGUACAGUAUUGUUUAUAAUGUGAAGAAACAUUAGUUUCUGGCUUUUAUGUUCUUCUUAAAAACUACUUUAUUUUGAAAAGCUACUUCUUUAAUCCCUGCAUAUGGGAUUAAAAUUCACCUCCUCUGCCCUUUAAACCUGUCAUAAUUGUUGAAAAUACUCAGGCCUACUAUAUUUAAUGAUUGCUCCCCCUGAAAGCUGUUGCACAAAAUAUGUACAUAAAAGUGUGUAGAUCCUAUUGAAUUCAGUGAAAAUUAGUUGCUGGAAUCUGCUCGACUAAAGUUUUUAAUUUCCUUUUUCUCUGUUAACAGUUAAUUGCCUGCUCUGUCUUUUUGCUGCCAAUGAAGAGUAAUUUUUGUGUAUUCUGUAGUCAGAAAGGCAUACUUUUCCACAAAUCGGAUAAUUCUGUGAUUUUGCCUAGGAAAGAACAAAAGUAUACCAACCAUCCUGCUAUAAAUUAUACAAACUAAUUGUUCAUUCACUGCUUACUGAAAUAUAUGUAUGCAUGUAUAUUGCACAAAAUAACUUAAUAUUGCAACUGACUCCUUCUAACACUAAUUCCUUCAUGUCUUUUAGGCUGUGGUUUAAGCACAGGUAAGAUUUUAUAUAGAAGAUGAGCUUUCCUUUUAAAGGUUACUUAGAUUUCAUCAUAGUUUGUACGUAAUUUGUUCUACCUUUUGUAUUAAAUGUGAUAAAUGAAUAAAUGCAAUAAAUUCUAAUCUAUUGCAA
Messenger RNA from Pantherophis guttatus, 2450 nucleotides. RefSeq names its product transmembrane protein 192 (gene TMEM192). The record is from RefSeq and is a predicted model, not a curated record. NCBI's taxonomy places the organism in Eukaryota, Metazoa, Chordata, Lepidosauria, Squamata, Colubridae. Gene Ontology annotation, cellular component: late endosome; lysosomal membrane.